Coturnix japonica (Japanese quail) is the source of this 3448-nucleotide messenger RNA. Lineage: Eukaryota; Metazoa; Chordata; Aves; Galliformes; Phasianidae. The record is from RefSeq and is a predicted model, not a curated record.
AAACUACAAGAGAUACAAACACUGCACUAUUUGGUAGAGCAAAUUCUCAGUUACAAAACACUGUUUUCUAACAUAGUCACCUAUGUAAGCUAUGCAUUUUUUGCUGGUGUUGAACAAGAGCCUGCAUGCUGUGCUUGUAAAGAUGUGGUAACACUAGAAGUGAUCUGCCAUCACCACAGCUGAAAUACACCAUUGGCCUUCAUGGUCACCUGAGUACACUGCUGAUUUAUGUUCAGUUAGCUGUUAACUAAUAUGCUCAGAUUCUUUUCUACCCCUCAGCUUUCCAGGACUGUGCCCCAAGCCUGUAGCGUUUCCUGAGGUUGCGACCAAAGUGCAGGACCUGACAUUUGAUCUUGUUGAACCUCAUUUGUUGGCCUUAUCCUAUGGAUCCAGCCUGUCCAGAUCCCUCUGCAGGGCCUUCCUGCCCCCAGGCAAACCGAUGCUUCCUCCCAACUUGGUGUCAUCUGCAAACUUACUGAAGUUGCAUUCAAUCGCCUUGUCCAGAUAAUCAGUAAAGAUAUUAAACAGUACUGCCCCCUGAGGAACUCUGCUAGUAACCAGUGUUUACCACCACGCUCUGAGCUUGUCUGUCCAGACAUUUAUUUUUAACCAGCGAAGAUACCCCAAUAAUAAGUUCAGGCUGACAGGCCUGUAAUUUCCCAGCACCCUUCCCCACCUCCCGUGCCCCGGACAACAUUUCUUCUAAUUGUGACUCAUAUUAAGAAGUCUCCAGUCACCCAGGAUGUCCUCUGUUGACCAGGACUGCUGAAAAAUGAUGAAAAGUGUCUUGGAAGUCACUUUCACCAUCUCCCUCAGUACUCUUGGGUGGAUCCCACCUUUUCCUGGGAACUUGUGACAAUCCAGGAUUUCUACCAUGCUGUAGUACUUGCUGAAAAAUGGAUGAUGAUGAUUUUGGAGGAUUUGAGGCAGCAGAGAGCUAUGAGUGUGGAAAUGGUGACAAGCAGACUACAUCUCCUGCUAUUCCAUGGGCAGCAUUUCCUACAGAGUUUGAAGUCCAUAUAUCUCAGAAUGUUUCUCCUGAUGUUCAUUUGGAGCAUUGUGUGCCUUCGUCCUUCCUGGAUCCUUCUGACUCACUCACUUUAUCAAGUGAUAAUGUGGCAACAUCUAUUCAGACAGCCAACAAUGUGAUAAACUCAGCUGUUCUUGAAGAACAGAUUCAAGUAGAUAUUCCAGUUGCCUCUUUGAAUUUAACAGAAGAUAAGUCCUUAGUCACAUCCAUUGCUUUGGAUGAUGCUGAGUUGCAGAGAACAAAUGAAUCAAAGAGCUGCCUUCAACAAACUCUAGCAAAUCUAGAGAUCAAUCUUUGUGCUGCUGAGGAAGAAAAAUUAAAAAUUAAAAAGGAAUUAGAUUAUUUACUGGAAAAACACAGUGUUCAAGAAAUGAAUUUCUUGAAGGAGAAAAAAGAAAAAGCUCUUUCACAUCAAGAUCAUUACAAGAUACUCCAGGAAAAGCAUAAGCAAGAGUUAGAAGAUAUGAGAAAAGCUGGACAUGAAGCCUUGAGUAUUAUUGUUGAAGAGUUCAAGUCGUUGCUACAGUGUACAGUUCAACAGCAAGAAGCAUCUGCUGAGAAACAGUAUAUACUAGCAAUUGAAAAACAUUCUUACAAAUGUCAAGAGCUUCUUGAUGCUCAGCAUCAGAGACUUCUUGACAUUCUGGAAGCAGAGAAGGAAGCAUUGUCAGAAAAGAUAGGAGAAGCUUUGAUGCAGCAGUCAAAAAAACAUAAGGAAGUGCUGGACAAGUGUUUGGAUGAAGAAAGGAAAAGAAGUAAGGAGGCUGUGGAAGCUGCUGCAAAGGCUGAAAAAGAAAUAGUACAGGAGGCUGUUCUGAAAGCCAUAGAGGAGGAAAGGAGAAAUAUGGAGAAGAUUCAUGAAGAAGAAAGAAAUAUAUGGAAAGCAGAACAUGAGAGACAAAACAACAAGAUUGCCCAGGCUGUUCAGGAAGCAAUGCAAGAACAAAGAAAACAUAAUGAAGAAAUUAUCAAGGAAGCAUUAAUGGAGGAGCAAAAACGAAGUGAAAACGCAAUUGAAGAAGCUGUUAAAAGGACAAGAGAAGAACUAAUGGAGUAUAUUAAGGAGCAGAAAAGGCUUGAUCAAGUUAUUCGUCAGAGAAAUCUGUCUAGUUUGGAACUUUUCCUCUCAUGUGCACAGAAACAAUUAAGCAGUUUAUUAAAUGAAGAACCAACCACCUCACAGGAAAAGAGAGACUGACAUUCUCUGUACCACCGAUACAGGAUGAUUUGUGAACUUGCAAAUCUCAGCCAAGCAAAUGGCAGAUGUCUUCAUUUGGGAGUGUAUAAUGGGUUCAAGAUUUCUCUGAAACUAUUCUUGAGAGAAAUAUCUGUGUAUUCAGUCCUUUAUUUUUUCUUUUAAUGGGAAAAAAUAGUUUUUAUUUAUGAUUUAAUGUUAUUGUCUUAUCUAGUAGCCUGUGAUUGAAGCUCUAGGUAACUACAGCAAUGAUGAAAAAAUUCCCUUUCAUUUCUGGUUUAAAGGUGUUAUCAUGUCUUGAUGUAAUUUAUUAGUAUUUUUAAUUUUAAAAGAAAUUGAAAAAUAAUUAAAUAUAUGUACAAUCUAUCUUUAUUUCUCAAGUAUAUGCCCAAAUGCAUUGCCUGAAAUGAGUGUGAGAAGCUUAUUAACUCUUAUUGCUAUAGAUGCAUAAUGGAAGAAUCUGUGCUGAAAGAGCUUUGACAGUCAUUUCUUCAGACAUUUGUAAACAACUCCAGCUCUAGUGAUAGAAAAAAGUUAAAAACCCGGCAGUGCAUCACAUUAGAGUAGUUAUGAACAUUACUGUAACCAGUGUCUGGUAUGUGUUCUAUUUCUGUUUUAUAAAGCUCAGAGACCUCAGUUUCAGGAAUAUGAUGUACGUAAUCUUGUGGAUAUGUAUACUGCACUGCUUCAGUGGAAUUUCUGACAGAAUAAGGAGAGUAUCUUGCUGACCUCAGAUGUCAUUUUUAAACCCACUGAAGGAAGUAGUAAUACUGUCAACUGACAAUGGACUUUGUAUCAAGUCUAUGAAUGGGAAACGCAGUGCCUACACUCUACUGAUUGUAGAUCUGGAGCUUUAGUUUUUAAGUUCUGGAUGAAAUAAUGCCUAGGAAUAUAAAUAAACUGAGAAUGAUACCUCUGAUGGUGAGCUUGUCAUCCAGUGGGGACCCAUGUGCACUUCUUGUUAUUUUCUGGUGGUUGUGAUUUUUAAUUCCAUUUUUUUUUCUGUUGUUUUUCCAGUCAGUCACUUUUCAUAAAUUGCUUCCUUACAGCAAUGAACUCCAAAUAGUUUCCUAUGUGUUUGUUAAUAUGAAAUGUGUAUUGCAGAGGGUUUAUUUUUAUUUAAAUAUUUUUCUGUCCUUACUUUUUGUAAUCAGAACCAAAGUUUUUGCCUUCUGUAUGGCUAUGGGGUUUCUCUGAAUAAGUAAACGAUGCAGAUUUUAUUA